Messenger RNA from Arabis nemorensis, 1968 nucleotides. The record is from the annotation of a GenBank genome assembly. NCBI's taxonomy places the organism in Eukaryota, Viridiplantae, Streptophyta, Magnoliopsida, Brassicales, Brassicaceae.
AUGGAUUACCUUCUCACGAAGGCUAAAGAUUUCUUCGCGGAAGGAGAUCACAUACGUGCCUUGGCGAUCAUUGACGAAUUGAUUCUAGUCCAUACGGAGCCAAAGGAAUCAUGCGUUCUUCACUUCGAGCAAGGUAAACUGUUCAUAGAACUAGCGAAGAAAACAGAGAACCCUGAUGUUGAAUUCGCAUACGUAUUGGGAGCUGUAGCAUGCGUUUCCGAAUUUGUCAAGCUAUCAAAUUUCUGUGCACAUGGACUCUUCGAUUUGGCAAACCAGAGUGGGUUAGUCGUGUAUUACAAGAAAUCCUUGAAGAAAGCAAACCAGGCUAUAUCUAUCGCUCUCCCAUUCAUAGGCGAGGAUUCUGUUGCUGAAAGUUCUGUUGCUGAAAGGGCUAAGCGAGAGAAACUAAAGGAACGGUCUAAGAAACUUGAGGAUUUGAUCGAAAAGGCAGAGCUCAAGAUCGCUGAAUCCAAGACUUCUCCUUUAGAAAAAUGCGACUCAGAGUCAAAGAUUUGUGAGUCAAAGGUUUGCGAGUCAAAGAAAAAUCCAGAUCUGUUGAAGAAUGAGAAGAAAGAAUUGAGGCAGUAUUGGUCGGGAUUGGAUAUUAAGAUCAAAAGGGAGUUUUUGAAAGUAAGAACUGCAGAACUUUUAAGUUUUGCUGAGGGAGUACAUAACAGAAAGGCACGAGAUGCUUUGGAAGAAAUUCUCACUUCUGCUAAGGAAGACAGAAAAUGGAAAUUCUGGAUGUGUCGAACUUCAUGUUCGAAAAAGUUUUCUAGUGCUGAAGAAUGUAGGAAUCAUCUUGAGCAAGAACAUGCUGCAGAUUUUAAACCUUCUUCAGAAAAGGAUAUGGUCAAGAGGAUAGGGAAAGACUGGGCUCGUAAGAUAUCGCCUGGAGCUUGGGAACCAGUGGAUGCAGUAGCAGCUGUUGAAAUGUUCAAGAACCCGCUUGCAGAUGUGAAAACGUUUAAAUCUAAUAAUGGAUGGUCAAAAGAAUGGCCUUUAGCUGUGGACGAAGAGCGCAGUAAGUUACUCAAGGAAAUCAAAUCCCUCCUUAUGUCGGUUCAUGACCAUAAAGUUCUCUCCUCUAGCAUUCGAAACUGGCUGAUAAGUUUUCCGGUUAGACAUCUUGGAAAACUUGAAGUUUCCGAACAGACUUUUGAUGAUUUUCAUCUAGUGAAAACUCCUCAGAGUAUCUGCUUUUUGGAAUGUCAUGACCUCAUUCACAUCCGAGACUUUCUAAAAACUAUUAAGUGCGAAAGGGAUGAUGGUACAGAUCUGGUUUCCAGAGCAGUGGACAGUUUCUUGAGUCGUACUCGAGUUAAAGAACCGAUCGACUUUGACCCUGAAUUUUCAGUUCUGCUUCUGGAUAAAAGACUGUUAAAAAGCAAUUAUGCUCCAUGUGAUGAUGAAGGGACCAUCAAUGUUUUCGAUCCCGAUGUUCAUUACGCCAAGGCACAUGCUCAGGGAGAUGAUAUCAUAUCCUGGUUAGUUGACUACGCAUCAGUAGAUAAGAUCUUUCCCAGACCUAUCAGGGAACACAAUCUAGAUAUCUGGGUGGCUGUUCUGAGAGCUGUUCAGUUCACAUGUAGAACUUUGGGAACCAAAUAUGCAAAGAAAGUGCAGGUCUUAGAUUAUGAUGCAGCUCUUACUGUCAUUGAGAACUUGUGUAAGAGCGAAGAUGAAAGAAGAAGGAAUCUUCAGGAAGAGCAAUGGAAUAGAUAUGCAUCUCUUCUAUGCGAUAAAUGUGAAGAGAGUGUCCCCGCAAAUUCCCUUAGUGCAAAAUUACUCUUGUGUGCUGUACGAGAUGUUCUCGAAGGAGCAUCGCAUCCAAAAUAUGAUAUGCCCCAUUUAGAAGAUUGCCUGCGUAGCAUACGUGAGGGUAUAAGUCGCAGUGAUAAUUUAGUGUUGAACUCCAUACACCUCCUGAAAUUAGUGGUCGCCCAGAAGGUUCAUUUCGUGAUUUGA